Eublepharis macularius is the source of this 3171-nucleotide messenger RNA. RefSeq names its product atrial natriuretic peptide receptor 2-like. The record is from RefSeq and is a predicted model, not a curated record. NCBI's taxonomy places the organism in Eukaryota, Metazoa, Chordata, Lepidosauria, Squamata, Eublepharidae. Bases 1 to 3171 code for a protein of 1056 amino acids. Gene Ontology annotation, molecular function: peptide receptor activity; guanylate cyclase activity; ATP binding. The transcript is spliced from 23 exons. Gene Ontology annotation, biological process: cGMP biosynthetic process; intracellular signal transduction; receptor guanylyl cyclase signaling pathway.
AUGAAUGAGAAUGUUGAUAUUCAGAAUUUGGGGGACUGGAUGAAUGGUAUACACCCCAACAUCAAGUUCACUUGGAAUACUAGUAGGGAGUCCGUGGACUAUCUGGACGUGACAGUAUACAAGAAGGAGGAUGGAACCUUGGCAGUAAAACCGUUUAAGAAGAGAACAGACAAGAAUUCACUACUUCAUUAUAGAUCAUUUCAUCCAGGACAUCUAAGGGCUAAUCUACCGUUGGGUCAGUUUUUACGACUAAAAAGAAAUUCCACCAGGGAGUCUGAUUAUAUUGCCCAAAGUAACAUCUUGCAGGAACAUCUUAAACAACGGGGAUACCCUGAUAGGGUUUUAAUUAAAGCCAGACUACGUGCUGAUGGAACAGCCAGGGAAGAUUUAAUUACACCAAAGGAACGAACAACAGGGGAACGAAUUGUGGGGGUCUUUGAUUAUAGCAAUAAAGCCAAUGCUAUUAGAAGGGCAAUUUUGAAACAUUGGCCACUUGUCAACGACAUCCCGGGCUGUGGGACCCCUCCUUUAGUAGCCUUUAGACGGACACGGAAUAUUAAAGAUCAGAUCAUACAUUCAGACUUGAACUAUGACAAUGACCCAAGGGGUACAGGACUACCAAGAGGUCUGUACAGAUGUGGUAGAUGUAAACAGUGCUCCCUAAUAAUGACCACAGAAGACUUGAAUCAACUAGGAAUUGAAACCACACAAGAAUUUGUUAACUGUGGCACGGAAGGAGUGGCUGUUUUAGCUGAUGGGUGGCAUGAUUUGGACAACACCGAUUAUGACUGUUGGCCCCUGGAAAAACCAGAUGAAUUUAACAUGGUGGACUGUGGAGGUCUAGAGAUGACUUGGGUACUGAGGCCGCCUGAAAAGAUCAUCAGUGGGGAGUCCUUCGAUGUCAUCUAUGCAGUCUUUGUGGCGGAUUACUUUUACCACUAUGCUGUGGAAAAUGGAAUCCUUUCCCACCGGUACAUAAGUAAUGCAAGUGCUGCUAAGAAGUUCUGUGAGGAACAGAAAUGCCCUCCCAACUGGAAAGAUGCGAAUGGGGAGAACUGCUGUGUCCAUCAUGCAAACAUACAUUCCUGUCCGUUGGCUUUCAUGGCCAAAGGUGGAAUUUGUGGUCCGUGGAUUCCAGAUGAUGGACAAAUAUUUACUCACACGAUAUCUACUGCAGGCAAAAUGUCACAGAGAAAUUGGACUGCCAAGGUGGUUCUGGUUCACGUGGGUGUGACCUCUCUCAUCGCACACAUCAGGGUUGGGAGAAUGCAAGCCGCUCUGGAAGCCCAAACAACAGUGCUCCCUGCAGUGGUCUGUGGGGAUGAUGUUUGUGAAGAGGAUGAGGGCUGUUCCACAUGUCCAGCGGAUUGUGGUGAAUGUCCUUUGACAACUCAUGCCAGGAUAGCGAUUGCCUUGCCAAUAUGUGUGGUCUGUACUGGUUUCAUUCUGACCAUUAUGUGGUUCCAGUAUCAGAAGCAAAAAAUGUUUUGGGAUGAAAGCUGGAUUAUAGAUUUCAACUGCAUCAAACAAGGGAUUGAACUCAAGACCAUUGGCAUGCAAGAAAUGUGCUCAGCCUUUGAGUUACCGUCUCUCCCCGGUGUAUGUGAUGGUAGAAUGGUUGCAAUCAAGAAAAUAAUGAAUAAGGCAUUUACUCUCACCAAGACCAUACGCAAAGAAGUCAAGCAAGUAAGAGAACUAGACCACCCCAACCUAUGUAAAUUCAUUGGAGGCUGUAUCGAGGUACCUAAUAUUGCCAUAAUAACUGAAUACUGCCCCAAAGGAAGUUUGAGUGAUGUACUUUUCAAUGAAGACAUCCCUUUAAAUUGGGGCUUUAGGUUUUCUUUUGCUACUGAUGUUGCCCAGGGAAUGGCCUAUCUUCACCAGCACAGGAUUUUUCACGGGCGGUUGAAGUCCAGUAACUGUGUCAUUGAUGACCGCUGGGUUUGUAAGAUUUCAGAUUAUGGUUUACGGUCAUACCAAAAACGGGAUUCAUUGGCGGAUUUCAGUUCUCCUCACCAGCACUUUGCACAGAUCUAUCUAGCUCCAGAGGCUCACUUGGUGCCAAAUUUUGAGCCAACUCCAGUUGCUGAUGUCUACAGCUACGCCAUCAUUUUAUUAGAAAUUGCAACAAGAACUGACCCUACAGUGGAUGAUACACAUUCAGAAGAAUAUCCCCGGUGUCUCCCUUUGGCAGAAUUAAUAUCGGAAAGAUCUCAGAAUGCCUGUCCAUGCCCUAUGGAAUACGUUGAGCUGAUCAAGAGGUGUAAAAAAAGCAACCCAGCACAAAGGCUGACUUUUGAGCAAGUUAAGAAGUUGUUGUAUAAGAUGAAUCCGAACAAAGUGAGCCCAGUGGACAUGAUGAUGACGUUGAUGGAGAAAUACAGCAAACAUCUGGAAGUAUUAGUAUCGGAAAGGACACAGGACUUAGUGCAUGAAAAGCAGAAGACGGAUCGCUUGUUAUACAGCAUGUUGCCAAAACAGGUAGCAGAUGAUUUAAGGCAAGGGAAGCCAUCGCAAGCUCAGAGUUAUCUCAAUGCGACCAUCUUUUUUAGUGACAUUGUGGGCUUCACCCAGCUUUCUAGCACUAGUACACCUUACCAAGUGGUUGACUUCCUAAACAAACUCUACACUGCCUUUGAUGAAAUCAUAGACAACUACGACGUCUACAAGGUGGAAACGAUAGGAGAUGCUUAUAUGGUUGUGUCGGGAAUACCUAAGGAGAAUGGAAUUCGUCAUGCAAGUGAAAUUGCAAGUAUGGCUCUCGACCUUGUCUCAGUGUGCAAGACGUUUAGAAUUCCACAUAAGCCCGAUACCCAGCUAAAGAUCCGAGCAGGAAUCCACUCAGGGCCAGUUGUAGCUGGUGUGGUGGGAACAAAAAUGCCACGGUAUUGCUUAUUUGGGGACACUGUCAACACCGCGUCUAGAAUGGAGUCUACCAGUGAAGCUCUCAAAAUACAGUGCAGUUCAAAUACAUACCAGCUGCUGGAACAGAUUGGAGAGUACAUAUUGAUGUGCCGAGGGAAUUUGCAAGUCAAGGGAAAAGGCGACAUGAUCACGUAUUGGCUGGAAGGGAAGAAGGCUAGUGCCAUUCAAAGGAAAGCCUUAAGUCCUUCCACCGCUGCUCAGUCUCCUAACCAAAAUGCUUUCCGGCUGAUCCCCGGUGUUGUAUAA